Molecule: messenger RNA, 2114 nt
Organism: Parasteatoda tepidariorum (common house spider)
Lineage: Eukaryota; Metazoa; Arthropoda; Arachnida; Araneae; Theridiidae
Product: glucose dehydrogenase [FAD, quinone]
Molecular function (GO): oxidoreductase activity, acting on CH-OH group of donors; flavin adenine dinucleotide binding
Source: RefSeq, a predicted model, not a curated record
UCUGAGUAAGUUUGAUUAACUUGCGCAGGUGCUCUUUUCAAUUUUCAGAAUCUAUUUGGAUUUCAUUAAUCCGUUUUGUUGUAAACAAAUAUCACGAAGGAAAAAAAUAUCGCAAAAUAGAUUGAGCUGUUCAAAACGUUGGCAGUAAUUGAAAGUAUAGAAGUACUGACACAACUAAAAAUUUAAUCUUUAGCACAAGAUGUACGAUUACAACAUUACAAGAGAAAACUCAUAUCCAACUCCACUUGCAAAUACAACUCUUUUACCUCUUAUGUUCAUGUCUUUGGCAACUCAAAAGAAUGCACCGACAGUCCUUCAAACACCAUCAUCUCUGCAUUCUGCUUACGACUUCAUCAUUGUAGGUGCAGGAUCGGCGGGAUCUACAGUGGCAGCUCGUUUAUCCGAACUACCGUGCUGUAAUGUGCUUUUACUAGAAGCAGGAAAUGUAGGACCAUUGUUAAAUGAUAUACCUGGAUAUGCAAGAAAUUACUAUUUCGAUGACAUUAAUUGGAUGUACAAAACUACACCACAAGAAAACACAGCUCGGUUGCACGUAGAUAGAAGUGUAAAUUGGCCCAGUGGAAAAGGUCUUGGUGGCUCAAGUCUUUUAAACGCCAUGCUGUAUAUUAGAGGAAAUAAGAAGAACUACGAUGAUUGGGCGGAGGACGGAGCAAAAGGAUGGAGUUACGAGGAAGUACUUCCGUAUUUUCUGAAGCUUGAAGAUGAGCGGGAUUCUCGAUAUUACGAACCUGAAUACCAUUCUACUGGGGGACCAAUGGCAGUUGAAUCUCCAAAUUACCACCCUAUUAUUGAAGAUCCGAUAUUUGAAGCUGCUAGAAAUAUGGGGUACGAAAUCGUUGAUCCUAAUGCCGAGAAACAAACUGGAUUUGUGGAAGUUCAAGGGUCUCUUCGUAACAUGCAAAGGUGGAGCACUGCGAAAGCUUACUUGGUGCCUGCGGAACACAGAAAAAACUUACAUAUUCUUACAAAUGCUUACGUGACUAAGAUAUUGUUCCAGAAUAAUAGAGCAGUCGGUGUUUCAUUUGAAGUGAAUGGAGAAAUGUACGUAAUAGGAGCAAAGAAAGAAGUAAUUGUAUCUGCUGGUAGUGUGAAAACUCCUCAAUUGUUGAUGCUCUCUGGAAUUGGACCAAAAAAUGAUCUUAAAAACUUUAGAAUUCCUGUCGUAGCUGACCUUCCCGUAGGGCACAAUUUGCAAGACCACUGUUCAACUCCUAUGAAUUUCGCUUUGGAUUCUAAUUUAGAGACUGCAGACGAACAGUUUGCAGAUCCUAACAUAACCGAGCAAUACAUCAAUCACCGAAAAGGCAUUUUGGCUGGACCAUUUAGUGCCGUUGCUAUGGCAUUUUUAAGAGGUUCAUGCACCAAACCUGAAAAGGAUUUUCCAAACUUUGAACUUUAUUUUAAUUCUGGAUCUACGGCUGUCAACAAAGCUCUGUCUGAUGUUUUGAUACCUGGGGCAUAUCAACAGAUAUUUGGACCUUACGAAAAUAAGCCUUUUUAUCAGUGUAUUGCACAGCAUCUGCAGCCAAAAAGCAGAGGAUAUGUAAAGUUAAACUCCACAAAUCCUUAUGACCCACCAAUCAUUAAUCCUAAUUAUUACGAUGAUCCACAAGAUCUUAGGGACGUUGUUGAAGGACUAAGAGUUUGUUACAAGAUCGGAACUAGCAGAGCAAUGCGAAAAAUUGGAUCAAAACCUUUUGCUACAGUUUUUCCAGGCUGCGAAAGGUUUUCGCUGAAUAGUGACGAAUAUUUCGCGUGCAUGGCAAGAUCAUUGGCCCUCACCAUAAGUCAUUAUGUUGGAACUGCGAAAAUGGGUGCUGUAGACGAUCCAAGAACAGUAGUAGAUCCUCAAUUGAAGGUGAAGGGUAUCAGGGGUCUUCGUGUGGUGGAUGCGUCUGUGUUUCCCAUUCUAACAUCUGGAAACACGAACACUCCAACAAUUAUGGUGGCAGAAAAAGCUGCAGACAUGAUUAAAGCGAGUACUAAUUGCUAGAGACGCAUUUCAAUGGUUUAAUCCAGAUUUGGUUUCACAGAGUUAGUUACCUAUUCUAUUAGCAUAAAAUUGAAGUCUAAUAAAUUUGCUUGCUCUCCAA